Messenger RNA from Drosophila guanche, 3737 nucleotides. RefSeq names its product myc protein (gene Myc). Gene Ontology annotation, biological process: regulation of transcription by RNA polymerase II. Gene Ontology annotation, molecular function: protein dimerization activity; RNA polymerase II cis-regulatory region sequence-specific DNA binding; DNA-binding transcription factor activity, RNA polymerase II-specific. Lineage: Eukaryota; Metazoa; Arthropoda; Insecta; Diptera; Drosophilidae. The record is from RefSeq and is a predicted model, not a curated record. Bases 905 to 3079 code for a protein of 724 amino acids. The transcript has 3 exons.
UAACCAAAUUUCAACGCGCCUUCGUCGAGUUUGAACGUGCGACGCGGUACUUGGUUCUUCUCUUCGUCUUUGUGGAUUUUGGCUGUUUCCCGCCCAGAAAAUAUUAAGCAUAGAAUCAUUAAGUUUCCCGCAGCUCGCAUAAAACCGCCAAUUGAAACACACACAACACACAAAAUAGCAACAGAAAAUGCCGAGUAAAACAAACACAAUAACAAUAGUGCAAAUAUAUUCAAAUAAUAUAUAUUGAGUCCCGAGACGUCUCGAAUCGGAAAUCGGUCUUGGAGAAUAUUCCAAUACGUGAGAAAACCGGGCAAAAACUUUCAGUUUCGUUUUCUUCUUUCAUUGCUGCCGCAACCGGCAAAAGAGAGGGAAGUGUUUCGUUAGCUGUCCGAGCGCCAGUCGAGCACGAGCAUAUCGAAAAGGAAGGAGUAGUAUAACGGAAUAGAAGAAGUACGAGGAGGUGCUAGCGUACCGUUAUUUCACUUAUUUCGCGAUUUUUUUUGUGAAUUGCCGCCAGACGGUAGUGCAGAACCGCAGAAACAACCAGAACAAAUCACCAAGCAAAUACAAAAUAGAAAAUCCACAAGCGUGAAUUUUCGAGUGAAACACAAUUUACCAAAAUAUAUUCAAAUCGAAAAGCUUUAGCGAGAAAAAUCCUCGAAACAUCUUUACGGCAAAGCGCGCGUAAUAGAAGGAGGAGACAAUUUUUUUUGGUGUCCCUUUUUGUUGGUGUUUUCUCCCAGACGAUCACUUGAAUUGAGAGAGAGAGAGAUAAAAGAAAACAGUUGGAAGUUCUAACAAAUUGGAUUAAAUUAAUUUCUGACGAACUGGCAAUAUCCACGUCGAUAUUCCAGAAAUAACGGAUUCCACUUGGAAAACAAACGCAAAAGUCAAAUCCGCAAAGAUGGCACUCCAGUUAUUUGACUAUAUGAACAGCUUCAGUCUGGCGAAUAUAGAAGAGGACCUGAUUUUUAAUAGUCCCCAAUUCAUGAUCGACGAUCUCUUCGAAGGCGUGGUCUCCAGCAGCAUCCAGAGCGACCUGGCAAAGAUCGAGUCGCGCGAGGGGAUCGAUUACUUUGACGAUAUGGAGGACAUAAAGCCGGAAAUCCGCAACGGAGACUGCAUGUGGUCUGCCUCCUCCAGUUGCCAAGGCGGCGGCAGCGCCGCUCAAAACAACAGCGCCGCCUCCAGCUACAGCGACGGCAUCGCCAUCCCCCUUUCUAUUGUAUCAGGCGGGGCCAAUCCCUAUCAAUGCCAAGAACAGCAGCAGAAACAGAACAGCGGCGCCAAGCCAGGAGCCCUGUCAGAGGACGAUCUCCCCGUGAUUAUUAAACAGGAGCCGCUGGACGACUACCUGCCAUCCGUGGAGAAGCGUCCUCGCCUCAGCGCCACCGAAAAGGGGUCAACUCACCCGCUCACACAUGCACAGUCGGAGAGCACAGCCUAUAUGGCCGCUGAUCAGCUGAUCCCGCCCGGCGGCAGCCUUCUUCGCAAGCGCAACGUACCACAACAGGCUUCGCGUUGCAAGAAUGUAUCAUCGCCUGUGGCCGAGACCAAGCCUGCACCCAAAUACCUUUGCCCCGACACGCCCCCUCACAGCAUUCCCGACGAGAGUGCGCCGGGCAAGGCACCCAUGUUCCGCCACAAUGUGGAUCUGAGGGCCUGCGUCAUGGGUAGCAACAACAUCUCGCUGACCAGCGAAGGCGACAUCAGUUGCAUUGACCAGAUCAGCCGGGAGCUGCAGAACGCCGGCAAGAAUCUGUUAUCGUUCUUCCCGGUGCCGGAAAUCAACGAUGUCAUGGACGUACUCAGCCAGGAUUCUCAGCAGCAGUCCCAGCAAUCCCUACAGUCGCUGAAGAUACAGCAGUCGCUGGAGGUGGCUGCAAAUCCGAAAAACCGCAAGGUAUCGCCGCCCAAUAGCGGCUCCGACUACGACUCUGAUGACGAAACCUACCGCAACAUGCACAAGAGCACGAUGCUCAUGCGGCACAUCAGCGAUCACAGUUACACACGCUGCAACGAGCUGGACGACAGACACGCCCCGGAGACUCCUUCAGAUUCUGAUGAGGAAAUCGAUGUUGUGUCGUUCCCAGACAAGAAGCAACUGCAAUUUCCCGUCGGUGAGCUGGCCCUGCUGGAGAAGGUGGCCCAUCAAAUCUCGAAUGGAAUCAACCAAAAGAAACAGCGUUACGGCAACUACAUCAUGCCUUAUACGCCUGCGAGCAGUAGUCCGGUGAAGUCGGUGGCCAAUUCGCGAUAUCCUUCGCCCUCGAGCACGCCCUACCAAGCCUCUUCGCAAUCGUACUCGCCCCUGACCGUCGACUCGUCGAAUAACAGCAGCAGCAGCAGCAGCUCAAGCAGCUCCAGCUCCAGCUCCGGCUAUGGAUGCGGCGUGGCCACCAAGGGACACAAGCGCUACUACCUCAAGGUCAAUGGCAGUGGCAACGGUAACACAAGCGCCGCCAGCAACUUCAACGGCAUGUCCAUGCACAAGAUGGCCAACAACAACAACAACAGCAACAACAGCAGCAGCAGCAGCAACAGCAGUAGUAGUAGAAUCAUCAGCAAAAAGUGUCGCAGCAAAAAGUCCACCCUAUCCACGAGCUGCUCCCCAGAGCUGGAAUCGCCGGUGAGCAGCACUGAGGCUGAUGCCUCCAACAACUGGAUGAACGAUAUGAACAGGAUACCCAAGCAAAAUUCUACCUCUACCGUGGGCACUCUUGCUCGCAGCAGUCAGCGCUUUAGCGUGGACGAGGCCGACACCAUUGAGAAGCGCAACCAGCAUAACGACAUGGAGCGCCAGCGCCGCAUUGGCCUCAAGAACCUGUUCGAAGCCCUCAAGAAGCAGAUACCCACCAUUCGUGACAAGGAGCGCGCCCCCAAGGUGAACAUUCUGCGCGAGGCUGCCAAGCUCUGCGAGCAGCUGACCCACGAGGAGCACGACCUGGAAAUGGAGUACCAGCGGCUCAAGGAAAAGAAUCGCAAGCGUCAGGAGCUAUUGGCGCGCCUGCGCUCCGCCUCCACAGUCCACACAGUAACGGAUGAGAGCCGUAAGUGGGUGGGUCAGAGACCUAAAUAAACCCAACAACAAUUGAGUUUCAGUUAGGUGAUGAUGCGGCGGCGUAUUUUUUAUAGGGCAGCAGGCGUAACGAUAUAACGAAUAUGAUCUAUGAUAUACUAGCGUAAGGCCUUCAAACGUUCGAUACGGUUUACCAUAUUACUAUUCUAUUCUAUUCUAUUCUAUUUUUUUUUUGCUCUUGACCUUAAGCAUUUUUAUGAAACUUCAAUAUCUGUUGGUAGGAUACGAACUAAGGAAUAGGUUAAGCGGCCAUUGUAUAUAUUUUGGGCCUUGCUAUUCACUUUCAAGCCAAUCCCCAAGUUUGCUGCUUGCCGCUAGGAAGGGGCUGAUUUGGAGGUGAACAACGAAGUUUGAUUUCUUUAAUGUGAUAUAUAUAAUUUUCUGAAUCAGAUUCGAUUUCGGUGUCUUAGGGAGCCGAAUCAAGGAGAAGACCCAGGAACAGAGAAAGGAAAAACUACACAAAUUAACGAGAACUGUUUUAUGUUUUAUUGAAGUUUCAUUUAGGUACACAAAUAUAAGCUAUAGCCUAUGUUAAGAUUAAAGCUAGGUUUAGAUUAUUACACCUUUUUUUUUUGUUUGAUUUAGCUACUUAACUGAACAUGAAGUGAACAGACCCGGAAACGGAAGAGAACCGGGAAUGAAGACCUAACAACAAAAU